Messenger RNA from Zymoseptoria tritici IPO323, 1043 nucleotides. RefSeq lists its product as uncharacterized. The transcript has 2 exons. Gene Ontology annotation, molecular function: 4-hydroxy-tetrahydrodipicolinate synthase activity. Lineage: Eukaryota; Fungi; Ascomycota; Dothideomycetes; Mycosphaerellales; Mycosphaerellaceae. The record is from RefSeq and is a predicted model, not a curated record. Bases 30 to 1043 code for a protein of 337 amino acids.
ACACACUUUCACAUACAAGAACAGCAACCAUGCCUUCAACACCACCACCAGUAGGAAUCUACGUGCCCGUCCCAACUUUCUUCGUCAAGGAAGGCGAAGCCAACCACGACGCCGUCUCACCGCCCAUCGACCUCAAGACUCAAUCCGAACACUCCCUCUUCCUCGUCCGCGGCGGCAUCAAAGGCCUCGUCAUCCUCGGAAGCACCGGCGAAGCCAUCUUCGUCCGAAACCACGAGCGUCACGAAUUGAUCAAGAGCCAGAGAAAGACACUCGACGAUGCGGGUUUCAAGGACAGGCCGAUCAUUGCCGGCACGGCGUCCCAGACCGUUGAAGAGACAAUCGAGGUGAUCAAGGACAGCCAGGCUGCAGGUGCUGAGUAUGCAAUGGUCUUGGGACCGGCGUACUUUGCUCCGUCAACGAGCCAGGCGGGUCUGCAGAAGUGGUUCGAGGCCGUGGCAGACAAGUCACCUAUUCCAAUCCUCAUCUACCAUUACCCCGGCGUGACCAACAACCUCUACAUCGCACCCUCGACCUUCGAGAAGCUCGCCGCUCACUCCAACAUCGUCGGCUGCAAGCUCUCCCACGGCAUCAUCGACGACCAAACCCUCAUCGCCGUCUCUCCUCGCAUUGACCACGACCACUUCUACGUCUUCACGGGUCUCGGCCAGAACCUCCUCGCCGUGCUCGCGAUCGGUGGAGUCGCCGCCAUCGACGCCUUGUCAGGCUGCUUCCCUCGCGUAGUGGUAAGACUCUUCGAUCUAUUCACCAAGAGUUUGGAGAAGGGCAUCAGCAAGGAAGACCUUGUGCAGAUGCGGGAACUGCAGUACCGAAUCUGCGAGGGCGAGAAGAUCAUCGCGACAUGGGGUGUCGUGGGCACGAAAGAGGCGAUUGCGAGGUGCUGGGGCUUUGGAGACAAGAAGGGUGGACGAGUGCCGCUGGCCGGCGGCUUCCAGGAGGGUGACAAUGAAUGGAAGAAGUGGGAGAAGACGUUCACGGGUUUGAAGGAGUUGGAGCAGAAGUUCGAGGCUGAGGACAGCAAGUGA